UGAUAGUAGGCUGGAGCAGCAGCAGAUUGUACUCUGCACUGCGUUCUUCAAAGAUUUCUCGCAUUUUCAACCGAAACGACCGCAUUUCAGCAGACAGACGUGAGAAUCGAGGACGACUCGCGAAUGUCAGCUGCGUCGUGAAGUUGGACAUUUAAAGAACCGAGCUCUAACGUCCUCUCAUUGUCCCUGGAAAAAAGAGGUUCUCAUCAUGCCACUGUUCGGUAAAUCUCACAAGAGUCCAGUAGAUAUUGUCAAGACUCUGAGGGAAAACCUGGCCACCCUGGUCAAACAGGAAAAGAAGACAGAGAAGGCAUCAGAGGAGGUAUCCAAGUGCUUGGUUUCCAUGAAGGAGAUUCUGUAUGGGAGCAAUGAUAAAGAGCCUCACACAGAGACAGUCGCCCAGCUGGCCCAAGAACUGUACACCAGUGGGCUACUAAUCACACUGGUUGAACACCUACAGUUUAUCGACUUCGAGGGCAAGAAAGAUGUGUGUCAGAUCUUUAACAACAUCCUGAGGAGGCAGAUUGGAACAAGGAGCCCAACGGUGGAAUAUUUCUGUUCCCACAAAGAAGUUCUUUUCAUCCUUCUGAAAGGGUACGAUACUCCGCAAGUAGCCUUGAACUGUGGGAUCAUGCUGCGGGAGUGCAUCCGCCAUGAGCCACUGGCCAAGAUUGUCCUUUACUCCGAACAGUUUCACUCUUUCUUCAACUACGUGGAGUUAUCCACCUUUGACAUCGCCUCUGACGCCUUUGCCACUUUCAAGGAUCUCCUGACCAAACACAAAGUGCUGGUGGCGGAAUUCCUUGAACAGAACUAUGAUUCCGUGUUUACAAACUACGAGAAGCUGCUGCACUCUGAGAACUAUGUCACAAAAAGGCAGUCCCUAAAGCUUCUCGGCGAGCUCCUCCUGGACAGACACAACUUCAAAGUGAUGACGACCUACAUUAGCAAGCCUGAGAAUCUCAAGUUGAUGAUGAAUCUGCUGAAAGACAAGAGUGCUAACAUCCAGUUUGAAGCCUUCCAUGUCUUCAAGGUGUUUGUUGCGAACCCCAACAAGACGCAGCCGAUCAUUGACAUUCUGCUUAAAAACCAGACCAAACUAAUCGACUUUUUGAGUAACUUCCAGAAGGAUCGUUCAGAUGACGAGCAGUUUAACGAUGAGAAGACGUACCUAAUCAAACAGAUCAGAGAUCUCAAGAAAACUGCUUCGUAGAGAAGUCCCAUCUUUUAAUAAUAGAAGGUAACAAAAAAUACAAACAAUAUCAACACUGCUUAUUCUAUUUUUUAUUUGAAAUUUCCAAGAAAUUUUGAGUGUCUUCUGCUCUGUUCUGUUAAAAUGUAAAAAAUAGUUUUGUGAUCAAUUAUUUAUAUCACUUUUGUUUUGUUUUCUAUCUGCAGCAUGUAGUGCCACAAUCUAUGCUGGAGAUUUUCCUUUCUGAAUAUUCCAAAUAAGUAGCUAUAAACCAGAAAUACAUUGCUUGAUUUGAUCGGGUUUGGUGUCAUUAACACUCAUACCACUAGUGGGAAACAAAAUCUCAGUCUUUCAGUGCCAAAAAAGUCAUGCUCUGUGUAUAUCCUUUUCUGAAAUUUCCAGUUGUUACUUAAGUUGAUAACAGUCUUGCUUUAAACAAUCACCCAAAAAAUGCAACACAGGUUCAUGGAUUCUAUCAGUCAAGUCUUCCAAAAGCUCUAGAUUGUCGUGUUGCUAUUAAGAAGAUAAAAAAGCUUUUAGGUACUGUUAUCCCAAUUCAUUAUUUAGUUAUUUCUGGUACUAAUUAAGGUGGUUAGAAGAACUUUGGUUUAAAUAUUAACUAGACAGCUACAGUUACAAUGAUGAAUGACUUUAUAGGGUUAAAAAAACCUAUCCCCUAUCACCUGUUUCACCUGCGAGACAUUUUUGAGUAUAUCCCAUUCAAAAAUGUCUGAAAUAUAACACGUUUUUGUUUGGGUUUUUUUCUGUGAAAUUUAUUUUCUGUGCAAAACCAUAGUUCAGUAAUACACUGCGUUUUGUUUUGCACCUCAAGUUUUAUUUUAGAACAAGUUCAGAGCGCUGAUAAUGUACAAAUAAAAGGUUAAAUGUUAAGUAUUGAACUGUAACAAAUUGGUACAGAACAGCUGUUUGUGUUACUUGCUGGGGUUUAAAAGCACUUUUUUAAAUGAUGAAAAAUCUGAUAACUGGGGUACCUUUAUUAUUUGCUGAACUGAAGUUGCUCAAUUUUUUUUCCAACUGCUUCUUGUAAUCAGUAUGUAUAUUUCAUUUUGUGUACAGAUUGAUUGAUUGAUUUUUUUUUUCGUCUGAGGGAAGUUUAAACAUAUAAAUGAGUCUGUCUUUUCCUCCCUUUUUGUUGGAUAUUAGGAAAACAAGAGGUGCCUUUUUGCUUUGGUGCUAAUUUUCCUAAGUUUCUCUUAUGUUUUCACCAUUUUCCCGGGGGAGCUUAAUUGUGUUGAUGAAAAUAUGCUCUAGACUGAACAUAUUUGCUGUGAUUAAGCAGUGAACCUUUCGACAAGCUAGAUUUGAGUUGCACUGUUUGAAGAUGAAAACAUUAUAAGAAAUGUGUUUGCACCAAAUUCUAGACAGAAACUGAAGUGUUGUAAUGACUUCAAGACGAUUAGUGGUGACGGUGGCUAAAUGUAGCAAUGACAACUUCAUGUAUAGGUUAAAUCAUCGAGGUUAAAAUGCUUCUACCAUUUUUCAUUUUCAUAAUAAAUCUAAGAUUUAAAAAUAUU
Molecule: messenger RNA, 2727 nt
Organism: Cynoglossus semilaevis (tongue sole)
Lineage: Eukaryota; Metazoa; Chordata; Actinopteri; Pleuronectiformes; Cynoglossidae
Gene: cab39l
Product: calcium binding protein 39-like
Exons: 9
Coding region: 209-1213 (334 amino acids)
Biological process (GO): intracellular signal transduction
Molecular function (GO): protein serine/threonine kinase activator activity
Source: RefSeq, a predicted model, not a curated record